Molecule: messenger RNA, 1026 nt
Organism: Lindgomyces ingoldianus
Lineage: Eukaryota; Fungi; Ascomycota; Dothideomycetes; Pleosporales; Lindgomycetaceae
Exons: 6
Coding region: 1-1026 (341 amino acids)
Source: RefSeq, a predicted model, not a curated record
AUGAUGCAAUUGUUCUCCGUCAUCGCCUUGGCGCUGGUUGCGCCCACAGGCGCUAUGCUUCGGUUCUCCUGCUCGCAGCUAGUGAUAGACAGGAUUGAUCCCUUGGUUAAUCCUGGCCAGGCUCCAUCCCCGCAUCUGCAUCAGCUUGUUGGAGGCAACUCCCUGGACAUAACCAUGAACCCAGACCAAGAUCUCCCGACUACCUCAACAUGUACUAGCUGUACAUUUACGGAAGAUUUUUCUAACUACUGGACUGCCGUUCUAUAUUUUAGAGCUCGAAAUGGGACGUACAAGCGCGUUCCAACGUUCGCGAACCAGUAUCUGGAGCCCGCUAACGGUGGCAUCACCGUAUACUACAUCCCGCCGUACGACAACAAGUCCAAGGUCACAGCAUUCAAAAAGGGUUUUCGUAUGCUUAUUGGAGAUUCGACCAAGCGGUCCAACAAGAACGAUGCUGAGUCGAAGCAGUUGAGUUUCCGGUGUUGGGAGAAGAACUUUGGCGGUGAAGCAGGAGCUCCUGGUACUGGAAAGGAUACUAGAGCGCUCCCAGCUAGGCCCUGCCCGGGCGGAAUUCGUGCCAAUCACUUCUUCCCUACUUGCUGGGAUGGAAAGAACCUCGACUCUCCAGAUCACAAAUCGCAUGUCGCAUAUCCUUCAAGUGGAUCCUUCGAAUCUAAUGGGCCAUGCCCUUCCACGCACCCUGUCAAGAUUCCGCAGCUCUUCUACGAGGUAGCUUGGGAUACACGUGCUUUCAAUGAUCCGAAUGAUUGGCCAGUGGACGGCUCGCAACCUUUCGUCUUCAGCUUCGGUGACGCGACCGGCUACGGAUCUCAUGCUGAUUAUGUGUUUGGUUGGAAGGGAGAUGCACUUCAGAAGGCUAUGGAUGCGUUCUGCAAUGUCAAUUGCCCACAAUUGAAGACGCAGACGACGCAGAAUGCUAAUAGGUGUACCGUCAAGCCGAAGGUGAAUGAAGCAGUUGAUGAAUGGCUGACGGAGCUUCCGGGUGGAAUGCAGGUUACUUAUUGA